This is a messenger RNA of Olea europaea var. sylvestris, 1517 nucleotides long. RefSeq lists its product as uncharacterized. NCBI's taxonomy places the organism in Eukaryota, Viridiplantae, Streptophyta, Magnoliopsida, Lamiales, Oleaceae. The record is from RefSeq and is a predicted model, not a curated record. Bases 233 to 1048 code for a protein of 271 amino acids. The transcript has 6 exons.
UAUCUACCCAUUCAAACAUGAAAUUGUUGAGAUACAUUUGCUAAAAUUUUUGGUCAAGAAUAUCCCAAAAGACCCGUCAAAAUCUUUUGCUCCCUUUGCAAGAAUUGGAUCCAAAUAACACCGUAUAAGCAUAACAAAAUAAAAAUCUGGUUCAAUAAAUAUUUUAGCUAAUCAUUACUGGUUAAAAUCUCCAUUAACCCAAUCCUCGUCGAGCAAAGAAUUUGCAGCUGUAAUGGAUUUCUGGCGAAGAGCUCGGACCUUCGCGGAGGAAGCUGCAAAGCAAUCACAGGAGCUGACGCAGGGAAUUGCCACGGUUAACCUGUCCGACGUCGUUUCGGAGGCUUCGAAGCGAUCCAAGGAGUUAGCCGCCGAGGCGUCGAAGAAGUCGCUGGAGCUAGCCAAUGAGGCGAUGAAGCGUGCCGAUCAGAUCAAGUCUCAGCUUCCGCCUUCAGCCGUGGUGGCGCUGACUAAUUUUGUGGAGUCGUCUGAGAAGGGAAAUGAGGCUGAUCUGGAGAAGUUUGGGGUGACUGACGAUUUGAGGGAGUUUGCCAAGGGUAUUACUAUAAGUACUUUUCAGGAAUUCCCGCUAGAAGAUGACUCCGAGAUGUCUGAUAGUGCUAUGGUUUCAAAUGUCCGUCAGGAUCUCAAUGAAUGGCAAGAAAAGCAUGCGAAGCUUGUUCUCUCAACAGUUAAGGAAAUCUCGAAGCUAAGGUACGAGUUAUGCCCCAGAGAGAUGAAGGAGAGGAAGUUCUGGAGGAUCUACUUUAUACUGGUUAGCAGUCAUGUCGCACCGUAUGAAAAGAAGUAUAUGGAAGAUGUGAAGCAAAAACAUGCUGAAAAGAUAAAAGAUUCUGAGGUGAAGGAAAUUUCAUCCGGUGUAACAUCUCCUAAAAUGGCAGUUGAUGAUUCAAACCAGAAAAACAGUAAAGCGAAGUCAUCAGCAUCUGAGCAAGACUUGGAUGUAUUUCUCCUCGGGGACCUUGAAGAGAGUGACAACGGCCCAGAUGACAGGGAAGAUAUAUUUGAAGACGAUUUUGACAAGAUAUAGCUUGUCUGUUUGAUGAUCAUGUGUCCUAAAUCCACAAGAAAAUGAGAAUAUAUAACAGUCGAAGGGCCACGGCUGAUGUUGCUCGCAGUAAUGCCAAUACUUCUGAUUUGGAGGAUAAAGCACUAAUCUUAAGAAGGCUAAUUCUGAUGUUGCAAAAUCUACGGGACAAUAGUAAGUUCUCUCAUCUUACCUUCUUCUUUUUAUUUUUUAUUUUUAGAAUCUGGCAAAAUCGAUUUUACUACUAGACUAGAGUAUAUUUUUUUGUUCUUUUCAUAUGACUAUGGAGUUUUAGAGCGUUUAGUAGUUUUCGACUCUUCCUUCACCUUGCUGAAUCAAUCAGCAAAAUUACUCUUUUAGGUUCUUUGCCGUUACAUAAUCUAUGUUUUUGCUGUAAAUUUCGUUGCGUUUUGUACCAUUAUAAGUUAAUUCUCUUGCUACUUAUAUAAGCAUGAAGGUGUUAUUUAGAUAA